AAGGGUGAAGACCACGUCUUUGUUUGCCAACACUUAUCAGAUAAUAGUAUUGUUGUAAAACGGUUAAUUAAUCCAGGUGGUCAUGUAACACCGAUUGCUGCAUCAUCGGAUGAGGGCGGAACAUUCACAGCUACACAAAUGAAAUUAGAAAACUCUGUUGUUACAUGUGAGUUUACAUUAUCGAAUUUUGGUUCAAGAAGAAGACGUCAGUCAACAAUACCGCUACUUUCUCAAACAACUGAAUAUCAUCCACUCAUUGCAAUUGGACCACUCGACAGUUCAAAUGCAAUGCAGGAACAUACGAGUAAAGAAGCACAAUCACAACUUGUAUUAUUAAAUAGUCAAGAAGCAAUUGUGUACAAUAUCAAUCCAUCUGCUGCUGUUGACACAUCUACAAGCCCAUUAUCAACUACGAAUUCUGCAACUGGUGUCGAUAUUAGUUGA
Molecule: messenger RNA, 444 nt
Organism: Didymodactylos carnosus
Lineage: Eukaryota; Metazoa; Rotifera; Eurotatoria; Philodinida; Philodinidae
Source: the annotation of a GenBank genome assembly